Molecule: messenger RNA, 1549 nt
Organism: Nymphalis io (European peacock)
Lineage: Eukaryota; Metazoa; Arthropoda; Insecta; Lepidoptera; Nymphalidae
Gene: nclb
Product: periodic tryptophan protein 1 homolog
Exons: 13
Coding region: 75-1463 (462 amino acids)
Biological process (GO): rRNA processing
Cellular component (GO): nucleus
Molecular function (GO): protein binding
Source: RefSeq, a predicted model, not a curated record
CAACAACAUACUGCAUAACCUUACUUCUAAUAUAUAUUUUAUUAUUAUUUAAAUUAAAUAAGUCAGCUAUAAAAAUGGAAGAAGAAGGCACACCAACUGUUAGCUUAGUAUCAUGCAUGCAUUUUGUAAAGCGCGGAGUAGCAAAAGCAGUACCAGAAAAAAUUGAGCUAACCGAAAAAGAAUUGGAGAAAAUAAUUAAACAAACUGCUACUGAGCUUCGUUUAACUGAGGAGGGUGAUGAUCAGAGUGACGAUGAAGCUGAUAAUGCUGAAACAGCAAGAGAUCCACCAGCCGAUCCCAAUGACGAAUUUAAUUUUGAAAAUUAUGAUGAAGAGGAAGCAAGUGAUCCGGUUGGUAUUGGAACCAUAGCAACUCUACCAAAUUUAGGUGAUCUCAGUGAAAAUGUUCAAAUAAGAACUGAAGGGCCCGACAGUGAUGAAGAGGAUGACAUAAUUAAACCAGACGACAAUCUCCUUCUAGUUGGACAUGUGGAGACCGACGCUAGUAUAUUAGAAGUAUAUAUCUUCAAUAAAGAAGAGGGAUCAUUCUAUGUACACCAUGAUAUUAUCUUACCAUGGUUUCCUCUCUGUAUUGAAUGGUUGAGUCAUGACCCGUCUGAUCCACAACCAGGUAAUCUUUGUGCCUUAGGUGGCAUGGACCCAGUUAUCCAAGUUUGGGACUUAGACAUAGAAAACUGUUUGGAACCAGCCUUCAAGCUAGGAAAGAAGCCAAAUAAAAAGAAGAAAACUAAAAGAAUAGGACACAAGGAGGCUGUUUUAGACCUUUCGUGGAACAGAAACUUUACUCACGUCCUCGCUAGUGGGUCAGCUGACAAUACAGUCUUACUGUGGGAUUUGGACAAAGGAUCCCCUCAUACAAAAUUAGACUACUUUGAAGAAAAGGUGCAAUCCUUGUGUUUUCACCCGCUGGAGGCGCAGACGUUACUAUCGGGGUCGUGCGACGGUCGCGCGCGCGUCACCGACUGUCGCGCGUCGGACGCACACCGCGCGUGGAGCCUGGGCCCGGAGAUAGAGCGCGUGGUGUGGGACACGCACAACCCAUUCUGUUUCGCGAUGAGUAAUAAUGAAGGAAAAGUGGCUUAUGUGGACUGUCGACAAGACGAGCCUCUCUGGACAAUUGACGCUCACCAGAAGGAAGUUACAGGUCUUAUCAUAAGUGAUAACAUUCCUGGUUUGUUGGUAACAGUUGGCUCUGAUGAGAAAUUCAAAACGUGGGACAUAACGAGUUCAUCACCGCUACAAAUCAGUGAACGUUCAGUAAGAGUGGGGCAAGUUUUGUGCGCGUCUCAGUGUCCCGACGCUCCCUUCUCGUUGGCUGUGGGCGGCGACAACAAAGAGUGCUUCAUCGAAAUUGUAGACCUGACGACUAAUGAAGAAGUUAUGAAUCGUUUUGGAUCCCGAGCGCAAGCUACAAUCGCCAACAAUGAAGCUAUGGAGUCAUAGGAAGAUUUGAUUAGAUUUGUUUACAUUGUAAGAAAUAUUGUAUAUUUAAAAAGAUUGUUUCACAAAUAAAAAAAUAUAUAUUUGAA